AACGGAAAUGCGUCAUCACACUGACAGCACGCACAGCUGGCGGGAAAUCCUAGAUUAUGAAUACCGACUUAAUGGUGUUGGUUAUUGUUAUCAAAACAGCUGUGUUGGGAUCAGUUUAAUGUAAAUGCGUCUUUUUCAUCUUGUUAAUGUUCCGGGUCUUCGCUAUCUGACGGGAAAAUGGUUCAAAUAGUCAUAAGAUCCAGUGUGGAUGGCAGCAGUCCUCCAGAAUGGCUGCUGGUGGAGCUGCAGGGAGAGAUGGUUUCCAGACACAACUCUGGUCUGGCAGGAAAUGUGAUGGGAGACCUGAUGUAUACCAAAGAGGGGGUGCCAGUGCUUAUUGUUGGACAUCAUAUUCUAUAUGGGAAGCAGGUCAAACUGGAGAAACCCUUCGCCGUCCUCACCAAGCAUUCCAGCCUUUUGCAGGAUCGCCUGGGCAGCCAUGACAACGAUGAUGUCACACAGGUACCUAUGGAAACAAACCAGCAAGGACCCACCUCCACCUCCUACUCCGUGUCUGCCGUCAUCAAACGGAAGCUGAUCUUUAAGACGCGCCCAAAACCCAUCAUCACUAACGUACCCAAGAAGCUGUAGCGGGACUGCGAUUUCCUCACUGGGUCAGAGGUGCGUUAUUAUGGAACCCACGCAACUUCGAGGCAAGGCCCGCCCUUCAAUAGCAUUAACGCACUACUAUUGGCCAGGCGUCCAUGCUUAUGCUAGGUAAUGUAACCUGAUUUGUUCAGGUCCUAUCCCCUGACCAAUCGGCUAUCCUAACCUUAACCACUCAAGGUUAAUGCCUAAACCCAACCAAUCGAGCUGCUUCGUAGGGCAGGACUUGCCUAGAAGUUAACGUGGGAUCCAUAAUAACGCGUCAGAGGUCCUGUGUGUGACGGGAACAAACUGAUCUGGACCCGGACUUAGAAAAAACUGAGUUUAAAAGCUUGUACUUCAGUUUAUGUUAUCCAGCUCUGAUAUGAUGCAGUUUGAUUAUAUAUUUGUUGUACAAUUGAUCAAUACCUGCCAACCUUUAACCAGAACGGAUUCCAACGAGAGACUUUAAUGCGGCUCCUUGCAUGUAUGAAUGAAUGUUUUAUUGUUUCCCUGAGAUUCGUAGAAAACGUUUAAAGCCCCAUGAGGGUCUAAAUGUUUCAAAGGCUUUUGCACUCUGAAAAGAAUCACAUUGUGGAUGGAAUACAGAAUAAUCUUCUGUAAAAAAAUAAAUAAAAUAAAGAAUUUUGGAGAUCA
This is a messenger RNA of Sander lucioperca (pikeperch), 1242 nucleotides long. RefSeq names its product CTF8, chromosome transmission fidelity factor 8 homolog (S. cerevisiae) (gene chtf8). NCBI's taxonomy places the organism in Eukaryota, Metazoa, Chordata, Actinopteri, Perciformes, Percidae. Bases 178 to 591 code for a protein of 137 amino acids. The record is from RefSeq and is a predicted model, not a curated record. Gene Ontology annotation, biological process: mitotic sister chromatid cohesion. The transcript has 3 exons. Gene Ontology annotation, cellular component: Ctf18 RFC-like complex.